GGCGCUCGUUACGCCAGCGCUCCUACAGUAAAUAUUUGUGUUUGCUCAACCGGCUGUAAUGGUGGACGACUGAAAGUGAAAAGCGGAGAGACUAAAUCUCAAAAAUCCUGUCCCGGGUAAAGCACUAUUGUUCGUGGCUCGGAAAUAAACACCAGCGAAUAUGGAUGAACUCAAGCAUCAAGUUAUGAUAAACCAGUUCGUCCUGACAGCUGGAUGUGCCGCAGACCAGGCGAAACAGCUUUUGCAAGCGGCACAUUGGCAGUUUGAGACAGCCCUUAGUGCCUUCUUUCAAGAGACAAAUAUCCCUUACGGUCACCAUCAUCAAAUGGGAGGCAAUAUGACCGCAGUGCUGCCACAGGGCUCUGAUGAAGAUACCACAGACCUGUGGAACAUCCUCUUCAGACGACAACACCUCCAACAACGCCUUCAGUUUCUACAGGAGAUCCAAAAGAGGAACAGCAAAAUAGAAGGAAACCUUGCAAACGAAGAUGGCCCUUCAGAACUGGACAAAAUAGAGGAGGAGUUGGAGUUACUGGAGCAAAAAGAGAAGGAUCUUAUUCAGAAAAAAAGCCAAUGGUCGACAACACAGUUCACAGACAAAGAUCCGAUUCAGGCUGCAGUCCAAGGACUCUACAUUCUUCCCGUUUCUCCAACAGAAAUUAUUUCUCCUAUCAAUGCUCUGCAAGUGGAAAAAACAGUAAACCUUGACGAUGUCACCAUGUCCCCUGCCAGAGUGAAAUGCCCUUCUUGCCAUAAGACUGUCACCACUGAGAUUCGCUAUAAAGUGGGCAGCAAUGCCUUCCUCUUUUGCUGUCUCUUGUCUGUGGUGGGGUGUCUGGCCGGAUGUUGCCUGAUCCCCUUCUGUAUGGACCGCUUCAAAGAUGUCGCCCACAUUUGUCCGUCCUGCCACAAAGACAUCUGUGCAGUAAAUAGGUUUUGAGCACAAUGUUCCUGAUCUGUGAUACCGUGACUGUAAAGACAUCAGAAAAGGGCUGAGCACAAGACACUGUCAGGGCUGUUUGAGCGUGUUUUUCAGAGAAAGGGAUUUUUAUCUCUAUUCUAUAGCGACAGAAU
Molecule: messenger RNA, 1074 nt
Organism: Rhinichthys klamathensis goyatoka
Lineage: Eukaryota; Metazoa; Chordata; Actinopteri; Cypriniformes; Leuciscidae
Gene: ubald1a
Product: UBA-like domain containing 1a
Exons: 7
Coding region: 161-940 (259 amino acids)
Molecular function (GO): protein binding
Source: RefSeq, a predicted model, not a curated record